Molecule: messenger RNA, 766 nt
Organism: Triticum aestivum (bread wheat)
Lineage: Eukaryota; Viridiplantae; Streptophyta; Magnoliopsida; Poales; Poaceae
Exons: 3
Coding region: 31-522 (163 amino acids)
Source: RefSeq, a predicted model, not a curated record
UCCCGAUCCCCUGGUACGGUGCAAUCAUCCAUGGCGGCGCUCAGGUACGCGGCGAGGAGGCUUUGCGAGCGGGAGCUCCAUCGAGGUGGAGCGCAGCGGAUUUCGCCUGGCCGCCAGUCCAUAUUCACCUCCCUCGUCGGUGCCAAGCCGAAACCUAGUACUCCAGGGGCUCAGGAAGAACUGAAAAUGCAAUACCAGAAGAAGAAAAACGAGUUGUUCGAUGUGCUCGUGGAGUUGACAAGGACAGGCACGUACCCAAGUCUCUCCUGGAAAGGCUUCCAAGUUAAUCGGCUGAUGACUCAGCUCUCUGCGCAUGUGGAGCCUAGGCCUUAUGACUCUUACUGGCGCAGUUAUCGGUUUGACGCCAGACUCAGUGACUUCACAAUUUCAUACUUAUUUAUAAGUUAUUUAUAUAAAUACUUCUGGGAACCCAAAGAGAAAGAAGAUGGUGCGACAAGCAACAAUAGUGAAGCCAAGAUCCUCCCCGCUGGCGACAAAGACCUAAAUAAUCACAUGAACUAGUACCACUUAUAUGUAAUACUAUGACGUUAAAGGUAUCCUAGUUAGAUUGUUUUCCCUUGUUUUGCUAACGAAAUCACUGUGCACACGACACCUAGGCGGAUGAUUUAUGAAUGAAGCUGUGAUCGAUGACACUAACCCAUGGAGCCAAAGUGACGAACGGUAUUGAUCACGUGUCGUGCAUAAAUUGGCCCCUAAUAUGUCGUCUCUCUUUCGCUAAUGUACUCGCUCUCCCCAUCUUGAAAAA